AUGGACGAGUCGACGAAGGAAGAGCUUGUCGCGUUUCGCGCCAGAAAGGUGGCGUUGAUCACCGGGAUUUCUGGACAGGAUGGUUCCUAUCUUGCCGAGCUUCUUCUUCAGAAGGGUUACCAGGUUCACGGCAUCAUCCGGCGCUCAUCGUCGUUCAACACAUCCCGUAUCGAGCACCUCUACUCGAACCCGGUCACCCAUGACGACUCGUCGUGCCUCAUCAAAUUGAUCUCAACCAUCCAGCCGACCGAGGUCUACCAUCUGGCGGCUCAAUCGCACGUCAAGGUAUCUUUUGACCUGCCCGAAUACACAGCCGAAGUGGACGCUGUGGGCACGUUGCGUCUUCUUGACGCCAUCCACGCCUGCGGGCUGACGAAUCGCGUCCGCUUCUACCAGGCCUCCACAUCUGAAUUGUACGGAAAGGUACAGGAAGUGCCGCAGAAGGAGACGACGCCCUUCUAUCCCCGAUCCCCGUACGCCGUAGCCAAGCUGUACGCCUACUGGAUUGUGAUCAACUACCGUGAAGCCUACGGGAUGUUUGCCUGCAAUGGUAUCCUUUUCAACCACGAAUCACCGCGAAGAGGUGAAACCUUUGUGACGAGGAAGAUCACUCGCAGUGUCGCCAAAAUCAGCCUCGGCCAGCAGGAGUGUCUCGAGUUGGGUAAUCUCGACGCGCGCCGUGAUUGGGGCCACGCCAAGGAAUACGUCGAGGGCAUGUGGCGAAUUCUGCAGCAUGACGUCCCGGAGGACUUUGUGAUUGCUACCGGCCAAUAUACGAAAGUGCGCACGUUUGUCGAGAUGGCGUUCGCCGAAAUUGGGAAAGAGAUUGUUUGGGAAGGCGAAGGCGUCAACGAGGUGGGCAAAGAAAAAGAUACCGGCGUCACUCGCAUCAAGAUCAACCCCAAAUACUACCGCCCCACCGAAGUCGAAGAGCUGCUCGGUGACGCGACCAAGGCCAAGCUGAAGCUCGGCUGGGAGCCAAAAACCACCCUCAAGGAGCUCGUUUCCGAGAUGGUCAAGUGUGACGUCGACUUGAUGAGAUCGAACCCUAUGGCC
Mesorhabditis spiculigera is the source of this 1056-nucleotide messenger RNA. NCBI's taxonomy places the organism in Eukaryota, Metazoa, Nematoda, Chromadorea, Rhabditida, Rhabditidae. The record is from the annotation of a GenBank genome assembly.